This is a messenger RNA of Trypanosoma conorhini, 495 nucleotides long. RefSeq lists its product as uncharacterized. Lineage: Eukaryota; Euglenozoa; Kinetoplastea; Trypanosomatida; Trypanosomatidae. The coding region runs from base 1 to 495 and encodes 164 amino acids. The record is from RefSeq and is a predicted model, not a curated record. The transcript has a single exon.
AUGGCGGUUGUUGGGCUCAAAGUUAUCGGUUGCUGUUUCUGCCGCAUCCAAGAGGAAAAUUUUGCUUUCCCCUCCCAAGCGCACGAUAAUUGCGGCCUCGUUGCUGAGUUCCGACUCAUUGAUCACCCAGGCAAAGACUUACGCCCAAAAUGCUCGACUUUCAGCGUUGUCAGUUUGAACAGCCCAACAGGCCCUCUGCGUUCUCACUGUGGAGAGCGCAACGGUGAACGACAGCUCCGCCCGCAGCUUGGCGGAUGUGAGAGCCUCAUUCGUCCACAGACAGACGUCACGCACGUCCGUCAACUUCGCGGUGACAUCUACGUCCUUCGAUCCUACCGCCUCCUCUCUGCUCACAUCGCGUGCGCAGAGCCUGGCAAGAUCUCUUGUGAGAAAAAGAUGCCGCACUGUGGGGAUCACGCACCCAGGUGUCAGCAUCGUGGCGGUGGCCCCGCGAACGGCACACUGCAAAAAGUACUUUGCUUGAAGCACCAAUGA